Molecule: messenger RNA, 1533 nt
Organism: Hirsutella rhossiliensis
Lineage: Eukaryota; Fungi; Ascomycota; Sordariomycetes; Hypocreales; Ophiocordycipitaceae
Product: AAA (Cdc48 subfamily) domain-containing protein
Exons: 3
Coding region: 1-1533 (510 amino acids)
Biological process (GO): proteolysis; protein catabolic process
Cellular component (GO): mitochondrial matrix
Molecular function (GO): ATP hydrolysis activity; ATP binding
Source: RefSeq, a predicted model, not a curated record
AUGUUCAGCAAGACGAAGUUCGGCGUUCCGCAAUUCUAUCCCCGCGACCUGAAGAAGCGAGUCGACCAAUAUGUGGUGGGCCAGGACCGAGCCAAGAAGACAAUUUGUUCGACGUUAUUCAACCACUACCAAAACCUGCGUCGGAGGCAUCAGCACGAGCACGAGGAGCGAAACAAGCAAGAGAGGUUUACGCGACAAAGAUUUGCCCGUGACCGGGAGCUGCACCAGAGGCGCCGCGACACACACCCCGUCGAAGAUGAAUUCCCGGGCCAUGAAGAAUCCGUGCGGUCGCUUUACGAUAUUGACGAUUUCGAAGAUGAUUCUCUUGACUGCCUGUAUGCUCCAGAGGACAUGUCAAAGCCAGCCCACGUCAAGGUGGACAAGAGCAACCUCUUGCUGAUCGGGCCCACGGGUGUGGGCAAAACCUAUAUUCUCGAGACGUUAAGCAAAAAAAUCCAAGUCCCGUUUUCGAUUUGCGACUGCAACUCUCUGACUCAAGCUGGGUACAUCGGACAAGACGUGGAAACAUGCAUUGAGCGUCUACUGAUAGAGGCGAACUACGAUAUCAAGGCGGCAGAGCGCGGCAUUGUUGUCCUGGACGAGUUCGACAAACUGGCUCGGAGAGAGUCUCCCACCGGCCGAGAUGUCGGCGGCGAGGGCGUGCAGCAAGCACUGUUGAAGAUGGUUGAAGGGACCAAGGUCACUGUCAACGUCAAGGACACACGGUCAUCACGGUCGACGCCGCCAAUCACGACCAACUUCGGCUCUUCCGGGCCCUCGUCGUCCUCACCUCAGCCCGCACCCCCGGGAGGCAAGGUGGAUCAGUACACCAUCGAUACAACAAACAUCCUCUUUAUCUUUUGCGGCGCCUUUGUUGGCCUUGAUAAGGCUGUCGUGCAGCGCGUGGCGAAGCCUUCACUUGGGUUUGGAGGAGAGGUCAAAGGACGGUCGACGCUAUCCGGCAGCAAACACGUUCUUCCCCCAGACGCCUACGCUCAUCUCGCCCACUUCGACUCGACGCCAGCUUCCUCGUUUACUCCCCUGGAUCUGACAACGCCCGCCGAUCUCCAGAGCUUCGGGUUCAUACCGGAACUCAUCGGCCGACUGCACAACAUCUGCGCCCUCAGCCCUCUUUCCAAGGAUGACCUGCUGCGCAUACUGACAGAACCACGCAAUAGUCUCGUUGCACAAUACACGGCUUUGUUUGAGACGUAUCCAUCUCGGCUCUACAUUACCGAAAAGGCCCUGUACGCCAUUGCUGAUCGUGCCGCCGCUUCGGAGACGGGGGCACGAGGGCUGAAGAUGGAAAUGGAGCGUGUCUUGGCCGAGCCCAUGUUCGACGCCCCGACGCCGUAUGUUCUCAUUACGGAAGGCUGCGUGAAGGGCACGGAAAAGGCGCCAUACUGGGGCAAAGACGGGCGGUUCGAGCUGGACCGACGGUUGGAGGAAGAGGAGGUGAGAGGUCCAAGAUCGAGCUCGACACCACACACCACUUUUGAGCGGCUGAGGGAGGCCGGGCAGAGUGGCGGAUGA